AUGUUUUUAUUCCAGUUUUGCUGUCGUAGCGAGUGGAGUGUACUCUGUAGAGGUUGUGUCGCAAUAACCGAUUUGUAGUGUGCCUUCGUUUCCCACUGUGUCGUGUUGUCCCGAAGACUGCAGCGGAGUGCCGUGAAGUGAUAGUUUGUGUCUUGCCAUUACUGUGUGCGGUGUAAAGUGGAAAAUAUUCAAGUUGUAAAGAGCAAAGUUGCUGUCUGUCCGUAGUUCCCAGUUUGCUGAUGUUGUCGGAGAUCGUGGCUCGCCAGUAGUGCCCUGGAUGGUUGUAGUGUGGACAAGGAAGGGGUGUACCGCUAGUGGAGGGCAAAACGUGAAGUGGAUAGAUUCUUUUGCCUUUUCUGGACCAAAACGGCGAACCGACAGCAUCUCCAGAUAGGCUCGCUGUGUCUGUGUGUCUAUCUGUGUCUCUCUCUCUCUCUUUCUGUUCCUCGUCGGAACCGUUGCCACCAACAACUCUGGGUCAAGAAGUUGCAAAGCUUGAAGCUUGUGUUUGAGCACCGGCAAACUGUUUUCGGGGUGGCAUCCCGAACCAAGGAAGGCAAGAGGUAACGAAAACGUAGAAGGCUCAAGGCGAAAGAAACGGCUUCGCAGUGAAGACGAUACACGUACGGCUCUCUAAAGCGCAAUAUUAAGGAGGAAAUAAUAACAAAAAGACAGAAGGUUUUUCUGUUCCAAUUUUGGGAUACUCGACGCGGGAAGAGCAGCAAACGAUUGAAAACGAGGGCCCAACCUAAACUAGAUGUGCAAGAAGUGGUUGUCGGUGAAGUUGUUUUUUCGGGGAAAACACGUGGAGUCUUGAAAGGGCCUUUUUCUUCUUCUCGACGACACGAGUGAGAACGAGUGAACUCGGCACGGACGGGGUUACCUUAAGGUAUGCACGUUAGAAGCGAACGGGAGUGAAAAAGAUGGCCUGUUUGCAGUAAUGACUGCACUGGAAGUUGAGUGUGUGAAGGAGUAGAAGGUAAAAAAAUUAUCAAAACAACUGUGCAUUUUUGCUGGAUUUGGUGCGUGGUGAAGUAGCAUCCCGCAGGUUGCAGUGUGGUUAUGUUUUGGGCCGAUUGUGAAGUGCAUUCUUUCCUGCAACAGUUGACAGUUUAUUAAAACGCAGAAACAGAGCAGAGCAGAGGAGGGCCUGUCCUAUAGCACUCGCCAUUUGUAAAUAGAUUUGCUUCGAGUUCAAAUUUAAAGACUCCAACGACUUUUUUGGCACGCCAGCGUGACGACGCUCUACAUCGGCAGCAGUGAGUUGGUUUUCGAGUGCUGGUCAGAACCGGUGCUGUGGAUACACGGACGAACGUCGACGACUGCCAGCAAGGUGCCACGGUUAGUGCUCUGGGUGUGCUGGGUUAAAUCGGACAGGGAAACUUUCGCUGUGUGUGCAGGCAGUGCGCGAGAAGCUCUUCCCGGCUGGAAUGGAUUCGAUAUCCACCGGGGGUUCAAAAGUGCGGAAGAUAAUAAACCAUAAUGGUAUGAAGUGAUAAAAAAUUACUUUACCAACAGUGAGUAACUUAAUAGGAGCGGAAAAUGACAAGCUCCGAUGAGUGAGCUAAAGAUAAAGUGCCGCAGAGAAAGAUGACAGAAUAGCUUUUCGGGAUAAGCGAAGGUUGAAGAUGAUAAGAAAGCUAUUUGUGAGCCUUCUUCGCGCAGGCAGUGUAGUAUAGAGAAUGUGAUGAUCGAGAAGAAAAAGCGACGUUUCGGUAGAAGCCAUAGAAAAAAGAUGUGGCAUUUCAAUCUAUUCAUUUAAGUGCCUUUAGACGACCACAUUAAGGCUGAGAGUGAAUGUGAAGUUUGUUUUUUUUCUUUCUGCUGUUCAUGUGCCUUACAACUUACGACAGUAGUGCAAUCGAUAUACGCAUAAAGAAGGGGAAUGCCUUACUAGCAAAGUGAAGUUAAGUAAUUAACGUGCCUUGAAAAAAAGCAACGACAACAGUAGUCAACCGCAAAGCGACAAGAACGUCGUCCAACAAAUUCCGCUUCCACAACACACAGCAUUCCCGUAGUCAUGUCAACAAAUAGUAAUAACCUGAAGCUAUCUGGAAAUAUUAUCGGUCUGACAAGCAACAAACAGCCCCAAUUACAGAAAACCAAACUGAAGCAACCACCGCCGGUUUCCUCGGUGGCAGCCAGCAGUGCACAGCAAAGUUCGACAGUUACAGGUUCUGCGGUGGUGAACGGUGGAACGAAGCCAGUUUCGACUCAGCAGCAAGUGCUCCAGAAGCAGGUGUCACAGCAGUCGCAGCAAGCGGGCUCCCAUAUUCCGCCACGGUAUCAGCCGCCCCCACAGCCCCCGGGAGGCAUUCUGAAGCACAUUGGUCACAACGGGGGUGUGCCACCUUUGGCCCGAUCAUCCACAGUUCCUAUCAUAGCGUACCCGUCAGAACUGAACGGAGGCGCACACCAUCACGUCAAAUUUCCCCCGGAAAUCCCAAAAUCAAGUGGUCUAUAUCUGCCGGAGAAUCUCAAACAUCAGUUGAACCCUUCCCGGCUGGCGAUUCCUCGAUCGCACCUUCGGUUCUCCAACCAACACCACCUGCCUUCUAGUGUCCAUCAGCCGAGUCACCUCCAACAACCUACCCUCCAUCUUCCACCUCCACAUCCACGGCUUAGUUCCGAGUCAUCCUCCGAGGACCAGACAACCACCAGCUCUACUCGUUCCCUUCAGCAACACCUUGGUUCCAAACAGCAACAGCCAUCCCCGCAACCUAACGGGCAACAACCGUCUCAAUCCCACCAGGGUCACAUCCAACAAACAACUGCUAUAGUUCACCACCACCAACCUCCCAGCCAGCAACAGCAGGCUCCUCCCGUUCCACCGCCUUCCGUUUCCAGCAACGGCCAACAUCAACAGCAACACCCAAAUCAACAUCAUCAUCAGCAGCAGCAACAGCAUCAACAACAACAACAGCAGCAACAACAGCAACAACAACAACAGCAGCAGGAGAUGCUGAAAUUCGUCCGGAAGGCCGAGUCGGAGACCUCAUCGACACCAACCUCGUCCAGUGGCGGCCGGAUAUCGUCCAUCGAGCAGAAUCGACACUUUCAGAAUCUUCUAUCUGAGCUGAGAGCACUGAAAGAGGCUAACCAACGGCUUAGCGACGACAAUCAGGAGCUGCGAGAUUUGUGCUGCUUUCUGGACGAUGAUCGGCAAAAGGGACGCAAGUUGGCACGCGAAUGGCAGAGGUUCGGACGGUACACGGCGAGUGUUAUGCGACAGGAGGUUUCCGCCUAUCAGACCAAAUUACGCCAACUGGACGACAAACAGCAGGAGUUGAUCCGAGAUAAUCUGGAACUGAAGGAACUGUGCCUGUACCUGGACGAGGAGCGAACGAACAGUAGCCGAUCGGCGGCAGCCUGUGCCAACUGUGGAUCGACACCCGGCACAGCCGCGAAUGCUGUUCCCCUCCGGGACGACGGAGACGGAAGCAGCUCGAGUACGAAUGCCGACGAAAAUCAGCUGCACCAGCUGAGCGCCCAGUUCGGCAGAAAUGGGUUGACGGAAAUCAACCUUCGUUCCACGCUUAGUGACCAAACCCUGCAGUACGUUCGCUCGCUGGAAACCCGAAUACGGCAACUGGAGGAGGAACGAUGCGCUAUCCUGAAGAAUAUGCCCCUCAGUCCACCGACAAUCAACGUAACGAACAAUAGCGGCACCAACAAUAGCACCAACACCACCAGCACUAACGGUAACAGUAACAACAACAGCAGCAGCAACAAUAACAUCAACAACAACAAUAGUAACACCAACCAAUCGUCGUGCGGUGUAGCGGAUCCUGUCUCUGGCCGACCGGAAGCCGUCGUUCGAGCGCUACAGGUGUUGGAGGUACGCGAACAGCUCGAGCGGGAAAGGAUCGGACCGAACACGCUACCCGAUCAGUUGGACGACGGCGAGAAGGCACUCGUACGCGAGAUGUGCAAUGUGGUAUGGCGGAAGCUGGAGGACGCCCCGAAUACGGGAAUCGACCAACACGUAUGAUUGCCUCUGUCCCGAUGCUUGCCACGAUGAGUAGGCGAAAAACGGAAGAAUCAUAUCAAGUGCACACGAGGCUUAUAUUGACGUGACUUGACAGACAGACAGACCGCAGAUCAUCGCGCUAGGCUAGGCUAGGCUAGACUAAAGAGCGGGUCUUAUUUUUCACUGUUCCGUAUCCUCCUUUUUGAUGAUGUACAAAUUAAUUAUAAUGAUUCUACAGAAAAAAAAUAGCAACGCGAACGUGUGUUGAGGCUUGAAAAAUAGUCGGGAGAUCAAUUAUCUUUCUAAUGCGCUGCUGAAAAGCAGUUUUACUAUAUUGCUGCUCUAGGCCGUAGGAUUGUACAGAUGAACAGAGUAAUUAUUUGCUAGAAGCGUAAGUUUCAAUUCUCCCGAAUCCCCGAUAUGGAGCCGAUCGCGAGCCGGUUUCAAAAACCGUGCCAGAUCAAGCUUACUGUAUACAGUUUAAGCUAUCAAGUAAAAGUUAGUAUUUAUCAUCGUUUAUCGUUAUUGGUAUCCUGUGUUUACCGAAGAAAAGCUGUAAUUAGGGCAGUAGAGUAGGGUGAAAAGGAAUAAACUCCCGUCUCACGAUCUUUUAUAUGCUCUUCGUAGAAGAUAGGCCGCUCUUUUGCGUAAAUGCUUCAAUCAUUGAGAAAGGAUAAUAUAUCUGUAGAAAGGGUAAUAAUUUUUCGCGUAUGAUAAACAGAAGGACCUAUAUUUCAGCGCUAUGUAUUUGUGUAUUCUACGAUUUCUUGUUAGAUUUGUUUUUAUAUAUACAUAACUUGUAUAAAUAUAAAAUGGUUGUUAUUACUUAAA
This is a messenger RNA of Wyeomyia smithii (pitcher-plant mosquito), 4801 nucleotides long. It is a transcript of the gene Ccdc85, whose product is annotated as coiled-coil domain-containing protein 85C-A. The record is from RefSeq and is a predicted model, not a curated record. The transcript is spliced from 6 exons. The coding region runs from base 2021 to 3991 and encodes 656 amino acids. Lineage: Eukaryota; Metazoa; Arthropoda; Insecta; Diptera; Culicidae.